Molecule: messenger RNA, 413 nt
Organism: Trypanosoma grayi
Lineage: Eukaryota; Euglenozoa; Kinetoplastea; Trypanosomatida; Trypanosomatidae
Exons: 1
Source: RefSeq, a predicted model, not a curated record
UGCGGCAGCCGGCGGCGGGGAGGCGGCGGUGGGGGCGGCGCAGACUCAACACACCAGCAACGUUCCGGGGGACCAGGUGCCGAAGAAGUUUCUUUACCGUGGAUUUCGUACCGCGCCGAAGGAAGACAUUGAAAAUAUGAAAGUGGAGAAAAUGUCUGUUGAAGACAAAGAGAAGUACUUAAAAGAUCUUAAAUGGACCGAAAAAGAAAAGGCGUACAGCAAGGAGGAUUGGAAGAAAUAUUGUCACAAGGCUCCCUGUGGCGACAAGCCCUUCUCUGAUGCAGUUCCCAAAGACGCGAAAUUCCCACCAAAGAAAGGCACGUCCAACGCCACAACGAAUUUAAAUGAGGCCGGUGACCAACACACAGAAACGGCUCCCAGAGAGCAGGAACACGUUGCUGAUCGUGUAGCAG